Molecule: messenger RNA, 1722 nt
Organism: Aspergillus oryzae RIB40
Lineage: Eukaryota; Fungi; Ascomycota; Eurotiomycetes; Eurotiales; Aspergillaceae
Product: MFS transporter
Exons: 3
Coding region: 1-1722 (573 amino acids)
Biological process (GO): transmembrane transport
Molecular function (GO): transmembrane transporter activity
Source: RefSeq, a predicted model, not a curated record
AUGCCACAUGGUGCUGUAUGUCUCGACGUGGCCACCGAUACCAUUCGUGCUGAUGACAUCGGCAUAGCCUUGGAUUUCCUCCGCUGGCUCAUCUUUGGAUGCAAGGACGAUAUGAGGAAUUUAGUAUCAAUGGCGCACGGCAACCAAUCAACGAAUGAAACGGAAGAUAUUAGCCCGGUGAACUCCAUAAUUCGCUCUAAAGAUCAGACUGACGAGACAAAGGUAGACAACAACGAACUUUACCCGGUCGGAAAUGAAUGUGACAAGAACGAUGACGCUCCCUACUGUUCCCUUUCUGAGCGCCGAAAGAUCUCCGUGAUGCUAAUAGCAUCAUUUUCCGGCAUAAUAUCCCCAAUAUCUGCCAGUAUCUAUUAUCCAGCACUCCCCACCAUUGCGAAAGACAUGCAUGUUUCUAUCUCCUUGAUCAACUUGACUAUCAUGACCUAUCUGAUAUUACAAGGAAUAUCUCCCUCUUUCACCGGAUCCUUUUCUGAUGUCUAUGGACGACGGCUCGCCUACAUGCUCUGUUUCAUCACCUACAUCGGGGCAAAUAUUGGCCUUGCAUUACAGUCCGAUUACGCAGCUUUAAUGGUCCUGCGUUGUGUCCAGGCGGCUGGUAGCAGCGGAACGAUCGCGAUCGGAAGUGCUGUGGUUGCAGAUAUAUCGACACGAGCUGAGCGAGGCAAAUACAUUGCAUAUGCCACGAUGGGGACGACACUGGGACCUGCUCUGGGUCCUGUUCUUGGAGGUCUCCUGGAUCACUUUCUUGGUUGGAGAUGGGUUUUUUGGUUUCUUGUCAUCUUAGGUGGCUUCAACUUUACCCUCAUUCUCGUGGCAUGUCCAGAAACGUGCCGUGCAGUGGUGGGAAACGGUUCAAUUCCCCCUGCUAAAUGGAAUCGGCCUUUGUGGGUGAUACUGAGGGAUUCACUAAGACCUCAGAGCCAUAAGGCCGGAAAGAGGGUUGACUAUGAGACUCUGGAAAGGAGCAAAACGCGCCCGAAUCCAUUGACUUCUGUUCGUAUCGCUCUGGAAAAAGAGGGUGGUUUGAUUCUCAUCUACGGGGCACUGCUAUACGCCGGUUACAUGAUUAUUCUGAGCACUCUGACCUCGCAGCUGGAGAGCGAGUACGGAUUUAACUCCAUCCAGGUGGGAUUAUGCUACUUACCUAUGGGAAUCGGAAGCCUGACAUCCCGUUGGUCCGCAGGACCUUUGCUGGAUUGGAAUUUCAAACGGGAAGCUAAGCGUCAAAACCUACCUAUUGUCAAGAAUCGCCAACAAGACAUCCGAGACUUCAAUAUUGAAAGAACUCGUCUGACUAUUACAAUACCUUUCGUGUAUGCCGGUUGCCUGUUCCUUCUUGCAUACGGGUGGGUUAUGAGAUUCCAGACUCACCUGGCGGUUCCGUUGGUGUUGUUGUUCUUCUCCGGCCAUCUCACCACGGGGGCUUUUUCGACCCUUAGCACGCUGAUCGUUGAUAUUCAUCGCCAAAGUGCGGCCACCGCCGUGGCUGCUAAUAACUUGUUUCGCUGCUUGCUUGCGGCUGGUGCGACAGCUUUCGCGGCACCCCUGAUCGAUCGUAUUGGCAUUGGCUGGACGACUACGUUUAUUGUAGGUGUUUGGAUUGUCUUCAGUGCGUGUCUGUGGGCGGUUUAUCUCUGGGGACAUAAAUGGAGAGAUGAAUUGCGUGUUAAACGGAGUGAGGGAGAUGGUAGCCCAGCAUAG